ACAACAGCCACUCACCUGUCCCACGAUCCUGCAGUGUGUCCCCUGCAGCCUGUUUCACCGGCCGUCCUGUAUUCCAGGAGGCUGGCAUCAACAGUGUGGGCACCCGGCUGUGAUAGCUUGCGGCUUCACAGCCGGGUGCCCACUGCACAUGCGCGAGUAGCGCUGCGCUUCAUGAAUGGUCCUGUAGUCGUCUAGGACCUGUCACAUGUCCCAAAAGAGUACAGGGAGGGAGGACACCUUCCUCUUCCGAUCGCCUAGGCAACUGGAAGUGGGAGCGGGUACCUGUAAAAUUCGGGUACCCGCCCCCCAAAGGUGCCAAUCCUUAAUGGGGAGCGGAGGAGCAGUCCUUACAGUGGAACUUCCCCUUUUGUUGUGGAGC
Messenger RNA from Staurois parvus, 379 nucleotides. The record is from the annotation of a GenBank genome assembly. Lineage: Eukaryota; Metazoa; Chordata; Amphibia; Anura; Ranidae.